AAAUACUUCUGAAAAUAGCUCGAGCAAAGACUCCAUUGGCAAUAAAUUUUUAUCACCGAUGAACGAUUGUUAUCACUUCAACGUGCUUUUAAAAUUUACAAUUUUUUCGGCUUAUGAAAAUUUGCGAAAAUUUACUCUAUAAUUUAAUCCUCGACAUGCUGUACGAUCUAUUUUUAGAAUCACGUGCUACCUAGAUGAUUUAAAUCACGAUGCAGUCAGCGUUGCGUGUUUCAGCCAAUAUUCUGCAGAUAUGCAGGGGUCGAUUAUAUUCGAUGAGAAUCGCCGAUAUUUUGGAUAAUAAAAAGACUGAUAUCAAUGCUACUGUCAAGGGAUGGGUCAAGUUAACCCGAAAGAUGAAAUCUCGUACUUUCAUCGAUCUGAACGACGGUUCGACAUUCAAGCUACUCCAAGUUGUAGUUCCAAAUGACAUAGUACCGGAAAAACUCAGCAACGGUGCUUCAAUCGAAGCAACUGGAAUGUUGAAACUGCAUAAAAAUGGUCAAAUCGAACUACAUCCCGAAUCAAUUCAAGUUCUCGGUGACUGUGAUUAUUCUGAUGGAUUCCCAUUCUCUCCGAAAGUGAAAUACGAUCACGACGAAUUGAGAGAAUUCCUACAUUUUAGACUUCGUAAGAGUUCGUUUGCCUCGGCAUUGAGAGUCAGAAGCGCUGCGAAUUACUCCGUACAUAAUUAUUUUCAAAAGGAGAAUUAUAUCAACGUUACCGCUCCUAUAUUGACUUCGAAUGAUUGCGAAGGCGCUGGAGAAAUUUUCCAAGUAGUUCCCGAGGAUGAGAAUUUAAUCAGAGAUAUGAAAAAGGUGGAUAAAACCGAGAAGCAGGCUUUCUUCGAUCGAAACGUUUAUCUCACCGUUUCUAGUCAAUUGCAUUUAGAAACAGCUGCAAGGGCAUUGAGCAAUGUUUACCAUUUCGGGCCAACGUUUCGAGCAGAAAACAGUAAAUCACGUUUGCAUUUAUCUGAAUUCUACAUGAUCGAAGCAGAAGUAGCCUUUUUAGACGAUAUGAAUCAACUCUUGCAAAUUAUAGAAAAGCUCGUCAAGACUGUUACCAAAAACGUGUUAGAUUCGUGCGAAGAAGAGAUACUCAAUUAUAGAAAAUCAAUUGACGUAAAGAGUAACGAUAUCUUGUACGAUAUUAUCAACAAGUCUUAUCGUGUUAUGGAUUUCGAUGAGGCGUAUUCAAUUUUACGAGCCAACAGCGACAAACUUGCUCAACCUAUAAACGAACAUAAGCAUUUAUCCAAGGAACACGAAUUAUUCUUGGUGCAACAUUGCGACGCACCUGUUUUCAUUGUGAAAUGGCCCAAAGAUAAGAAACCAUUUUACACGAAGACGUCCGAAGAUGAGUCAUAUGUCGAUGCUGUUGAUUUACUGUUCCCUGAUGUGGGAGAAUUAUGUGGCGGAAGUUUAAGAGAACACAGAUACGAUAUAUUGAAACAGAAAUUGAUCGAGAACGAAUUACUAGAAAAGUUAGAUUGGUAUUUAGAUACAAGAAAAUUCGGUAAUGUUCCUACCGGUGGAUAUGGGUUAGGAUUUGAAAGAUAUAUCAAAGUGUUACUAGGUGUUCCGAAUAUCAAAGAUGCCAUCCCAUUUCCAAGAUGGCCUCAUAAUUGUAAAUUGUAAUGUUUAGUAGAAUAAAAUUUUAUAAUUUGUU
Planococcus citri (citrus mealybug) is the source of this 1668-nucleotide messenger RNA. RefSeq names its product asparagine--tRNA ligase, mitochondrial (gene AsnRS-m). Gene Ontology annotation, molecular function: asparagine-tRNA ligase activity; nucleic acid binding; ATP binding. The record is from RefSeq and is a predicted model, not a curated record. Gene Ontology annotation, biological process: asparaginyl-tRNA aminoacylation. NCBI's taxonomy places the organism in Eukaryota, Metazoa, Arthropoda, Insecta, Hemiptera, Pseudococcidae. The transcript has 4 exons. The coding region runs from base 210 to 1637 and encodes 475 amino acids. Gene Ontology annotation, cellular component: mitochondrion.